This is a messenger RNA of Neltuma alba, 1455 nucleotides long. RefSeq names its product 1-(5-phosphoribosyl)-5-[(5-phosphoribosylamino)methylideneamino] imidazole-4-carboxamide isomerase, chloroplastic. Gene Ontology annotation, molecular function: 1-(5-phosphoribosyl)-5-[(5-phosphoribosylamino)methylideneamino]imidazole-4-carboxamide isomerase activity. The record is from RefSeq and is a predicted model, not a curated record. The transcript is spliced from 8 exons. The coding region runs from base 285 to 1223 and encodes 312 amino acids. Gene Ontology annotation, cellular component: cytoplasm. Lineage: Eukaryota; Viridiplantae; Streptophyta; Magnoliopsida; Fabales; Fabaceae. Gene Ontology annotation, biological process: L-tryptophan biosynthetic process; L-histidine biosynthetic process.
GGCGCCGCACAGAUCCUCACAGAGUCACUCCGCCACCGAAGUGGUCGACUGAGGACGUCCUUCACCCACUGUUCUUCGCGCAUCGUGCUCUCCGGUGACGUUUUCUAGCUCCUCAGCAGUUAACUAAUGCGUGCCUCGUGCUCUUAGCCUUUCAGCUUGUCCUCCUUGCAGCCCUCGGCUUGUGUUUGGACACGCGCUCUAAUAUCCUAGCCACUGGCGCUGCCAAUCACUGAAAACGUUGGAGAAUUCCCCAAAACCUGGGCGCUUAGCAGUGAAGGGUGAGAAUGCUCAAGGUCUCUGUAACUUCAACUUCCAGUGUUCAAUCGCCCCAAGGAUUUUUAGAGAAGUCAACUUAUGGCCUGGACAAGUGGAGCUUUUUUGUAUUCUGGCCUUCUCCAGCCUCAGGAAAAUCUCGAACUUCCAUUCAAUGUUCUGUUCGAUUCCGUCCUUGCAUUGAUAUACACAAGGGAAAAGUCAAACAAAUUGUUGGAUCAACCCUCCAUGAUUUAAAGGGGGACGGGUCUAAUCCUGUAACCAAUUUUGAAUCUGACAAAUCAGCAGCAGAGUUUGCUAAUCUUUAUAAAGAAGAUGGGCUUACUGGUGGUCAUGUAGUUAUGCUCGGAGCGGAUCCUUUAAGCAAAGUUGCUGCCUUAGAGGCAUUACAUGCUUACCCCGGCGGUCUCCAAGUUGGAGGUGGAAUGAAUUCUGACAAUUGUUUGAGUUACAUUGAGGAAGGAGCAAGCCACGUCAUUGUCACAUCUUAUGUAUUUAACAAUGGACAAAUGGAUCUUGAGAGGCUCAAAGAUCUUGUACGAAUUGUUGGAAGAAAGAGGCUUGUGUUGGACCUCAGUUGCAGGAAAAAGGAAGGUAAAUAUGCAGUUGUCACUGACAGAUGGCAGAAAUUUAGCGAUGUGACUCUUAAUGCUGAAGUAUUGCAAUUUCUUGCCAACUUUGCUGAUGAAUUUCUGGUUCAUGGCGUUGAUGUUGAAGGGAAAAAGUUGGGGAUUGAUGAAGAGCUUGUGGCUUUGCUUGGCAAGCAUUCACCGAUUCCUGUCACCUACGCUGGUGGUGUUACUGAAAUGGCCGAUCUGGAGAGGAUAAAAAUGGCUGGACUGGGACGUGUGGAUGUCACAGUGGGAAGUGCGUUGGAUAUUUUUGGGGGUAACUUAGCAUAUAAAGAUGUUGUGGCUUGGCAUGCCCAGCAACAGGCCUCAAUGGUUUAAGGGUGGCAGAGUGCGAUCUGGGAUUAUAUGUAAUUGAUUCUCUUUAUUUUGCCAUCCAAGGAUAUUUUUCAUCAGUUCAUCUGGACCUUGAAUCUAAACACUUGCUUUUUCAUUGCUCUCGUUCCUGCAUCAACAUCGACCAUCACCUGUUCCUCAGGUUUUAUUGUGAUAAUUAUCAGCCAAUUUACCUAGUUAUGAAGUACAAUAAAUACAAUGCAAUUUUUAAUUGCAA